Amaranthus tricolor (Joseph's coat) is the source of this 750-nucleotide messenger RNA. RefSeq lists its product as uncharacterized. Bases 1 to 750 code for a protein of 249 amino acids. The transcript has a single exon. The record is from RefSeq and is a predicted model, not a curated record. NCBI's taxonomy places the organism in Eukaryota, Viridiplantae, Streptophyta, Magnoliopsida, Caryophyllales, Amaranthaceae.
AUGGGAGAGUGGUUUGGAAACUCUUGGGUUUGGAACCUACAAUGGCGCCGUCUCUUGUAUGAUUGGGAGAUCGAAGACUUGAGGGGUCUGGAGCACAUGAUUCAACUAAAUGAGCCAAAAAGAGAUACAGAAGAUGGGGUCCUAUGGCAUAGCACAGAAGUGGCAUCUUAUCCUACAAAAUGCAUCUACGCCAAAUUCAAUGAUUCCCCUGGCUCCUCCCUACCGAAUUCCAUAGCUCCUAUUAUAUGGAAAAAUUUUAUACCUCCAAGAGCAAAACUGACUAUAUGGCUAGCAAAUCAGGAGAAGCUGAAAACAGGAGAUUUCCUUGUGGAGAAAGGAAUCAUUACCCAGCAGAAUGCCUGGUGUCCCUUUUGCAGGAAUGAAAUAGAAUCAAACUCUCAUAUUCUUUUUGUGUGCAGAUUUGCAUGGUCCGCGUGGAUGGAAGUUCUAAAAUGGUGGGGCCUCUCAGCUCCUCUCCAUAUGCAGUUUUCAAAAUUUAGCAUUCAAUGGUUAGGCUUGGCGGACGGGAGAAGACACAGACACUUCUGGGCUCUGAUGUUUGGUUGCAUUAUAUGGUCCUUGUGGUAUGAAAGAAACCUGAUCAAGUUCGAGAGGAAGAUCCCCAAUCUUCAGAAUUUUGUUUCGUCGCUGAGAAUCAGAAUUGGAAUAUGGGCAAAGGAAAUGAUGGGAUCCUUUGGCUGUGCACCAAAUGCUAUAUAUAAUGCAGAUUCUUUUAUCAUGUAUUCCUAA